Molecule: messenger RNA, 2950 nt
Organism: Annulohypoxylon truncatum
Lineage: Eukaryota; Fungi; Ascomycota; Sordariomycetes; Xylariales; Hypoxylaceae
Product: FabD/lysophospholipase-like protein
Exons: 1
Coding region: 189-2720 (843 amino acids)
Biological process (GO): glycerophospholipid catabolic process
Cellular component (GO): cytosol
Molecular function (GO): A2-type glycerophospholipase activity
Source: RefSeq, a predicted model, not a curated record
AUCGUACCAUAUCAACAGGCAGGUACCAACGAGCCUUACGUCGAAAUUAAGCACAUUGAUGCAGCUUUAACUCUCAUAAACUUUCACUUGAGACAUCCUAAUUCGAAUCUUGACAUUUAUUACCAACGGCGAAGUAUGUUGCAAAUUCCAUCUCAUCAUACUAACGAGGCUCGUACCAGCUUACAGCUAUGGGAUGCUUCGGAAGAUCUCAACAAUUAAUAGCAUCUUGCUAUGUGAGACGGUUAAGCAGAUUGAUCCAUGGAACAUCUCGAUUAACCCUGGUGCCGAUCCGUGCUGGUGCAUCUAAGAUUUCUGGUCGAUCAUCGUGCUUACAGCAAAACCAAUUCCCACGUGGCUUUUUCACCUCGCCCAACCAACAGCAGGGAGAGACAGGUUCUAGUAAAAGACCCCCUACUGUCGUGUCUGUGGCCAUUUCAGGUGUUUUAGGCGGCUUGCUUAUAUACUCGCUAUAUCCAGGCGAUGAACUACGGCGAUCCCGCAUUGCCAGACAGACCAAGCAAGGUCUGAAGCGUACAGAAGAUGACCAGCAACUUCAAGCCGAGGAGACCGCCUGGUCGGCCUUUGCCAGCCGUUUUGAGCGUUUCUCCAACGUCACCGAUAUUGAGUGGUCAACGCUGUCUGAUCGACUCGUUGACAUGAUCCUUCCUGAUUGGUCUAAAACUCUUCCUAAUCAAAUCCGCAAACUCCAGCGCGAGCUUUCUACGCAGGACGGCUCACUUGCAAACGAGAUAUGGCGGGAAGCUCACGACCCUUUUAUUCAUCCCGAAAUUCAGUAUUCUGCUAAAGUGCGCGUAUCAGAGGAUCUCUGCGACGAGGAGAAGGAAUUCCUGGCUCGCCGGAAGAAAGUCGCCACGGCAGCUUUGGCUAGGUAUCUUAGCCUCGAUGAGAAGGAUAUCCAUCCUGAUGAUGUUCCCACUAUAGCAGUAUGUGGCUCUGGUGGCGGAUUACGUGCCUUGGUUGCUGGCACAGGCUCGCUCCUUGCUACCCAGGAAGAUGGACUAUUCGAUUGCAUCACGUACACGGCUGGUGUUAGUGGUUCAUGCUGGCUUCAAACUCUAUACAAUUCAUCAGUUACAAACCACCAAUUUGAAGGUAUCGUUGAUCACCUAAAAGCUAGGAUAGGUGUUCAUUUCGCAUACCCACCAGCAGCGUUUUCAUCGGUGACUACCGCGCCAACCAACAAAUUACUCCUCAGUAGUAUGGUCGAGAAGCUCAGAGGGGACCCGAAAGCCGACUUUGGACUCGUCGAUGUUUACGGGAUUUUAUUGGCCGCAAGGCUCCUGGUUCCCAAAGGCGAGCUUGGUAUUAAUGACAAGGAUUUUAAACUUUCCAACCAGAGAGAAUAUAUCAAAUACGGAGAAAACCCAAUGCCAAUAUAUACCGCCGUCCGCCAUGAGAUCCCUGAUAUAGCCAACGAAUUAGCAAAACCCGGCGUCACUAGCCCAGCGCGAGCGGAGGAGGUUGCAAAGAAUGAGGCGUGGUUUCAGUGGUUUGAGUUAACCCCCUACGAAUUUUUCUGCGAAGAGUUCAAUGCCGGGAUUCCGACCUGGGCACUUGGUCGUCGGUUCAACGACGGAGAAGACGUGCCUCCGGAGAGAAAUGGCUUUCAUUUACCAGAGAUUCGUAUGCCCAUCAUGAUGGGCCUCUUCGGAAGCGCCUUCUGUGCAACCCUUAGCCAUUAUUACCGUGAAAUUCGACCUCUUGUAAAGAGCCUCACUGGUUUCGCCGCAAUCGACGAAAUGAUAUAUGGGUACAAUACGGACCUAGAAAAAGUUCAUCCUAUCGACCCGGCUAAAAUCCCCAAUUUUACAUAUAACAUGGAAGGAAAACUACGAUUUACGACACCCACUACGAUAUAUAAUAAUGAGUAUAUUCAGUUGAUGGAUGCUGGAAUGUCAAACAAUUUACCUCUUUACCCUUUAUUUCGAUCGGGUCGAGAUAUUGACAUUAUCGUAGCAUUUGACGCCUCCGCUGACGUCAAGACGGAUAAUUGGCUGUCCGUAGCAGACGGUUAUGCGCGCCAACGCGGCGUUAAGGGGUGGCCAGUGGGUGUUGGUUGGCCCAAGGCAACAGAUUCGGCACAGACAAUCGAGCAACAACUAGAGUCAGCACAAGCCAAAUCGACAGCCGACGCCGAGACGAAAGUACAUCAAGCACAGAAAGGGCAAGGAAAUGACCCGGCUGAAGCCCGCAGCAGACCGCCAAAGCCGACCACAGAGCCGAGCACGAAGGCUAAACAUGAUAUAUCGCACCCUGAAGACUCGGAUCUAGGCUACUGCACGAUCUGGGUCGGCUCAAUCGAGGAGAGGUCGUCAGAGCCGCCCUCGACGCCAAAGGCAAAGGCGCUCACGGACGACACGCUAGCGUGGCAGCUUAAGGAGCCCAACGCCGGCAUGACGAUCGUAUAUCUGCCGUUUCUGGCGAACCCGAAAGUCGAGGGCGUCAACCCGGCCGAAUCCGACUACAUGAGCACAUGGAACUUCGUAUACACCCCCGAGCAAAUCGACAAGGUGGUAGCGCUCGCGCGAGCUAAUUACGAGGAAGGUAAGGACCAGGUCCGCCGUUGCGUGAGGGCCGUGUACGAGCGCAAAAAGAAAAUGCGCGAAGAUCAUGAGGCGGCUGUUAAGAAGGAGUUGUAUAGGCGGUUGGUUAGGUUAGGUAUAGCAGAUAAGUUAGGCGAGGGCGACCAUUUUAGUUGACAUUGCGGUCGUUAAAGGUCCAUUGUUGGAAAUGGACCGCUCUGGAUAAACUCCCUUUGGCAAUACCAUCACUACAUUCCCCUCCCCAGCCAGCUUCUACCUCAUACUAUAUACCUCACCAAUGCUCCAUGUACAUAUAUACACUAGACUACCAAUUAGAUAGACGAGUUAAGGCACAUGAUGACUACUCUAGAAAAGACCAGGGACAAUACACUCAAACAUGGAUCAUG